CGGGGAGGCGGUGGCUCUGGUUGCGGCCUAGGCCCCGGUUUGAGGCCUCGGCCUCGAUUUGGGCUCAGAUUCGGCCUCCCCGGGUCCCCGCAGCGGCCACGACUGAAGGAGCCGCCUCGGGGGAGGCCGCGGCCCCCCCCCGGACCUGCAGCCGCCGGGGGGGGGGCGCCGGGACCCGCCGGAGCCGGACCGGGCCCAAGGAGCGGUCCCAUGAUGCCGUCCGGCCCCAUUGAUCCCAAUGGAGCCGAGUUGUUCCUCAAGGAAGAUCCCGAGAAGCGCUUCGGGGACCUGCGGGAGAUCGGGCACGGCAGCUUCGGAGCCGUCUACUACGCCCGGGACCUGCGCACGUCCGAGGUUGUGGCCAUCAAGAAGAUGAACUACAGCGGGAAACAGGCCAAUGAGAAGUGGCUGGACAUCGUCAAGGAGGUGUCUCUGCUGCGGCGUCUGCGCCACCCCAACACCGUCCAGUACCGGGGCUGCUUCCUCUGGGGCCGCACAGCCUGGCUGGUGAUGGAGCGUUGCGUGGGCUCCGCCUCGGACCUGCUGGAGGAGCACCAGCAGCCGCUGCAGGAGCUGGAGAUCGCAGCCAUCGUCCAUGGGGCACUGCAGGGGCUGCGCUACCUCCACAUGCACAGCGUCAUCCACAGGGACGUGAAGGCCGGGAACAUCCUCCUGACUGCGCCAGGAUUGGUCAAGCUGGGGGACUUUGGCUCCGCCUCCACCUCGGCCCCCGCCAAUUCCUUCGUGGGGACGCCAUACUGGAUGGCGCCGGAAGUGAUCCUGGCCAUGGACGAGGGGCUGUAUGAUGGCAAAGCCGAUGUGUGGUCCCUGGGCAUCACCUGCAUUGAGCUGGCGGAGCGGAGGCCGCCGCUGUUCAACCUGAACGCGAUGAGCGCCCUCUACCGCAUCGCACAGGAACCAGCGCCCGCGCUGCAGCCCCGGCACUGGUCGGACUUGUUCUGCUCCUUCGUCUCCUCCUGCCUGCAGAAGGCGCCAUUGGCCCGGCCCAGCUCUGACGUCAUCAUCCAGCAUGGGUUCGUGACCCGGGCGCUGCCCCCAUGGGUGCUGCCAGAGCUGCUGCGGCGCUGCCGGGACCCAGCGCGGAGACAGGCCCUGGAGCCCAGCAGCAGCUCCAGCUCCAGCCUGGACCAGGAUGAGGACGAGGAGGAGGAGGAGGAGGAAGAAGACAGCUCCCCAUUGGCCGAGCAGGACACAGGCUCCUCCCCCAGCUCCAUUUUCCACCAAUUGGCUGUGAGUUGA
Molecule: messenger RNA, 1260 nt
Organism: Pezoporus flaviventris
Lineage: Eukaryota; Metazoa; Chordata; Aves; Psittaciformes; Psittacidae
Product: serine/threonine-protein kinase TAO2-like
Exons: 12
Coding region: 211-1260 (349 amino acids)
Biological process (GO): protein phosphorylation
Molecular function (GO): ATP binding; protein kinase activity
Source: RefSeq, a predicted model, not a curated record